Thermochaetoides thermophila DSM 1495 is the source of this 1224-nucleotide messenger RNA. RefSeq lists its product as uncharacterized. Lineage: Eukaryota; Fungi; Ascomycota; Sordariomycetes; Sordariales; Chaetomiaceae. The record is from RefSeq and is a predicted model, not a curated record. The transcript is spliced from 2 exons. The coding region runs from base 1 to 1224 and encodes 407 amino acids.
AUGGAUGAAAGACCGAGUCAAGAUACCGAAGUCACCAUGGCCCCGACGCCGAGCGGUCCUCCCUCCCCGGGAGAACCUCCUGCAAGCAAGCCUCGUCUUCAGCGACGGCAGUCUCGUUUUACUGAAGAUAUCAUGACAGACGGAACGCCAGCUGCUACCGCCUCGGAAACGACUCUUAAUCUCUGGUAUGGCCCGUCGAAGGAGAAUAUCAGCUCGAAUAACCGCAGCAUGACCGAUCUCUCAGCCAACGACAAGUCUAUAAUUUCGAAACUAAAGGGAAAUCAAAACUGGCUAAACCGACUUCGGCUAUUGCAUAGCGGCAUUCACAUGCUCCUGAUCUCGGUGGUCCUGGCAUUCUAUGGUUGCGCGAUCCACACCGCGCAGCUGAACGGGCGAAACUCGCUGGGUAGGGUUUCCAUCGUUGUGACUUGUGUCCUUGCUGUUGAGUUCCUUCUCGACGCUUCUGUGCUAGCUGUCCCGAAACAAUCGUGGACGAGGGGUGCACACAUCCGAUACAUGCUUCGCGUCAUCUGCUCCAUGGCCUAUUUUUGCAUAUUUCUCGUUUACGAGUCUCUGGGCCAUGUGUUGCCGGAUGGAGACACAUAUUGGGGUAUGUCUCCUCGUGAAGCCAAGAUCUUCGUUUACACCUUUGUAUGGGUAGAAUUUUAUUGGAGCCUAUUGCACACCAUCAUGGGGACUUUGCUACGAAGAAGACAGAAUGUCAGGAUUAUGGUUUUUACGCCUGAAGGCCAUGAGUACAUCCGGGAGCCUUCCCGCUGCCCUGUUAUCCGCACUUGGCAGCGGCUCGUCUACUGGGGAAGGGGCAAAAGCUCCGAAUUCAAGCUUGCUUGCCAGCAGUAUGCACGAGAGCAAAGUCGGCCAAGCCUCCAGCAUCAGCCGUCUUCUCUACCGCAAAAACAGCAGUCGCAAGAACACGUGCAGCAUCAAGAUCAGCCACGCCGGUCACAAAUAAGGAACACAAUCUCCCGUUAUGAUCACCCAUCAGAUCUUACGCUGUGGGAGGAACCUGAGGAAGAUACUGGUUCGCGGCGCGGGACAGCAAAGGAUGAUAGCGAGAAGAUCGCCCAGGCGAGCCGCUUCGAGGCUGUGGAUGAGGAAAGCAUUAAAGAGGAAGCCACUGAGAAGUGGAAAGAGGCUGCAGACGGCAUCGACAACGUUAACCGGUUAGGUCCAGCUCUGCGGCCUGCUGAUAUCAGGCAGUGA